This is a messenger RNA of Paramecium primaurelia, 2691 nucleotides long. Lineage: Eukaryota; Ciliophora; Oligohymenophorea; Peniculida; Parameciidae. The record is from the annotation of a GenBank genome assembly.
AUGAAUACAAAUAGAACUGAUAAUGGUUUAUUACAGGAUGUUUAUUUUGGUCCUUGUAUUUUAAUUGAUUCUGCCCAUGUAAACAUCUAUAAGAAAAAUUCCCCCUCUAAGAAUUCAAUAACUUCGGAUAUUAGUUAGAAGGAAAUCGAAUAAUCUAAUAAUGUUUCUCAAAAUGCGGAAGUGUUACCAUUAAAUCUUCAAAUUUAGAAAGCUAAGCAAAACUUCAGGAAUAAGGGCAAUCUUAAUUAAUAAUCAUAAAGUAAUUUCAUUAAGGGCAGCAAGAGACAAUUACUGGAACCAAAAUAAUAGAAAUUGGAACGACCUUCUUUUAUGAGAACCCUAGUUAAAAAUAACAUCAUCAAUAAAUUUAAAAAUAACCUAUUUUCAUCAUCAUAUGUCCUUCCAAAUUAAAUGAAAUACAUCUUAGAAAAUGAAAGCUACAUAUAAGAAUAAAAAGAAAAAACAAAAGUUAAUUAAACCAAAAUAGAGAUGAAGUAUUACAAUUAUAUCUUUAAGUCAGUAAAGAAAAUGGACAAGCAAGCAAAGUUUCUGAAUUAAGUAUACUGCUUAUGCCUGGUAAAAAUCUAACAAUUUUAUGGGAUUUCAUUUCUUUAUUUGUUUUGUUUCUAAGAUUAUUUUUUUGCACUAUGAUUUCAUCCUUUGGUUAAUAGGAUAAAUUUUUCAAAGGAAUUGAAUUUUUCUUUAAUAUUUACCUCCUAUUUGAAAGUGUCCUAACUAUAUAUAGGCCUGUUAUUCUCUAAGGUGAAAUCGUUAGCGAACUUUCGUAAAUUUGGAUUCUUUAUUCGAAAAAUUAAAUGCUAGAAGAUUUAUCAAGUUUCAUUAUUUGGUUUUUGAUUUAUUUUGAUUUGAAUGAAAUCUUAGUAUUAAAUGAAAUUUUAGCCAUAUCAUAAUUUGUAUUAACAGUUAGAUAAAUAGCAAGAAAAUAUAAUAUUCAAAUUGAAUAAUUAUAUUUAAAAGGAUUUAAUAGUCACUUUCUAGAUUUAAUAAGUCUAUUCAUUAUUAUUUGUUUCUUUGCUCACUUAAUGGCUUGUUUAUGGCAUUAUAUUGGUUAUAUUACUUUGAAUUAAGGUUCAUGGUUAACAUAUUAUGAGAUCACAAAUGAAAAUAUUUGGGUGAAAUACAAUAUUUCAUAUUAUUGGGCUACAAUGACAAUGGUUACUGUUGGAUAUGGAGAUAUUACACCUAAAAAUUAAGUUGAAGUAACAUUUGUAUCAAUAGUAAUGAUAUCUUCUAGUUGUAUGUUUGCUUAUUCAAUGAACUCAAUAGGAGUUAUAGUUAAAACUAUUUAUGAUGAAAAGACAAGAUUUAAGUAUUGAUUUAUUUAUAUAAUAAUAGGAAAACAUUAAUAUUGAUGAAUAAAUUUAUGUCAAAUAAUGAAGUAGAUUCUUAAAUCUAAAGUAGAGUUAAGAACUAUAUUAAAUUUAGUAUAGAACAUGAAGUAUUGGAGAAUAAAGAAGAAACAACUAAAAUCAUAAAUGAUUUACCAGUUGGUUUAAGAAAAGAAUUAGAAUCAGAUAUAUAAUAAAAAACUAUUUAAAAGAUAAAGAUCAUAACAGAUUAUUUUUCAAUUCAAACUUAAGAUUAAGUAAAAAACAUUCUAAUACCAGUCAAAUUUACCCCAAAAGACAUAAUAUAUCAUAGAGAAGAUGUUAAAGAUAAAAAUUUGUAUUAUAAUGUAUAAAAUAUUUUAGAUAUUUCAUUUCAGAAGGGGAAGUACAAAUUUUAGAAGAGCAAAGUUAAAAGAUUAUAAAAAGAUUAAAAGCAGGAGAUGUUUUUGGUGAAUUUUAAUUUUUUACAGGAUAAAAUACUAAAGAAUCUACUAUAAGUGUGGGAUUUACAUAAUUAUAUCGGAUAGAUAGAGAUAAAUUUAUAAAUAUCAUUAAAUAAACACAAAAAGAUUAUGAAAAAUUUCAUAAAAUUAAAGAUUCUAUUUUAUUUUCUAAAAAUUAUACAAGCAUUUUAACUAAAUGUUUUUUAUGUAAUAAAUUCUCACACAAAGAUAUUGAAUGUCCUUAUUUAACAUAUUAACCUUCUAAAUAUUUAAAAAUCUUAAAAUUUAAUAAAUUUGAUCAUAAUGAAAGAUAAAAAUAUAAAAGAAAUGAAAGUAAAAAAAUAAAAGCAUAACUUGAUUAAUAAUAAAUUGAAGCAAGUAUUAGAGAGUUUUAAGAAUUUUUAUCAGAAUCAAUUUUAGAAGAAUUCAAUAAUUAAGUUUUAACAUAUUAAGUAUCUGACACUAGUGGUUAAGUAGAAACAAUACCAAUAGAAGAAAUGGGAGAAAAAUCUAUGAAUUCUAUUAAUAAAAAUAUUCAAUAAAAUGGAAUAAGAAGGGGAUCUUAUACACCAAAUUUGGAUAAUAAUAAUAUUAAUAAUGAAAAAAAGAAAUCUAUAGUUAUACCUAAAAAAAAAUUAUCUUUUUCAGAAGAUGAGAGAAGAAGAACAUAAAUUUAUAGAGAAACUUUAAUAUUUAAAUAAUUAGAUUAAUUUUAGGUUAAAUAAUAAUUCUAUGUAUUGGAAGGAUUUGAUAAAAUGUAAAAUUAUAUAGAUUAUUUUCCAUAUAAUAAUGCAAAUUAAGUAAUCAGAAAUGCUAAUAAAGAAAAACCAAAAAGUAAAUAAAUUAAACCUUAAGUCUUUAAAUUUUCUAAUAGUUUUAGAGUGAUGAAAAAUAUGUGA